This is a messenger RNA of Rubroshorea leprosula, 2467 nucleotides long. NCBI's taxonomy places the organism in Eukaryota, Viridiplantae, Streptophyta, Magnoliopsida, Malvales, Dipterocarpaceae. The record is from the annotation of a GenBank genome assembly.
AGACAAAUCCCACAUUGACAAAGAAUGGGAGAGAUGUUAGGUCGGAUACUACGGGUUGGAAAAUUUGAAAUCUCUGAGUCCGAGCUUCUUGAUGAGGCUAUUCUUGAAAUUUGGAACAGCAGGAAUUCUCGAGAAAUCCUGCCUUUCAGAAAGCUUAAAUCUUUGGAAGUUUCUGAUUAUAGUAACUGGAGAUACCUUUUAACCCCUUCCAUGGCAUUGGACCUUGCCAACCUCCAAGAUUUAAAAGUCUCAAAUUGUGCCACACUGGAGCAUGUAAUCAAAGGAGAUGGAGCUGAUGGGUUGUUCCCUAAGCUAAAUUCCAUCCAUUUGGAGUCUUGUUCUAACCUGACAAGUUUCUAUGAGGGAAGCAGUAUGCUCAAGCUUCCAUCUUUGAAAGAAAUUACAGUGAAUAACUGUGCAGCAAUGGUUACGUUUGCCUAUUGUUCUUCAAGAGAGCAAGACAUUGUAAGUACUGCUGAUGGUGGAGGAAGUGAAGAAAGGCAUGAUAUUGCUAUUCAACCAUUUUUCAACAAUAAGCUUGAGGUUCUCAACCUGGAGAUGUUAAGGCUGCUUGGAAAUAUUAACAUUCAGCAAAUUUGGCACAAUCGGGUUCCAGAAAUGUCUUCUUUUGUUCUAAAUCUAAUAGAGAUGAUGGAGGGGGUAAUAGUCACAGAAGAAGGAUUUGCAGAAGAAGAGACGACCCAGAAGAUAUUUUUUCCUAAUUUGCAAGUCUUGUUCCUUGUUGACCUUCCCAAACUCAAAAGAUUCUGUUCUGGAAAUUACAUUGCAUUCCCCUGCCUAACAGGAAUUAUAAUAAAUCAGUGUCCUCUGUUGAAGGCGUUCACCUCGAGCCCUGUUAUUGGAGACAUAGCAGUCAGCAUUGAGAAAGCAGAAAAAACCUCUACACUACCUCUCUUUGAUGCAAAGGUGGCAGUCCCUGUGCUAAAGACGCUAGCAAUCAGUAGUAUGGAGGGCUUGCACAAGAUAUGGCACAACCAACUCGAUGCAGAAUCAUUUUGCAAACUAAAAAGCCUUUGCGUAAUUGGCUGUGAAACACUAGAGAGCAUUUUCCCAUUUAGUAUCCAGGAAAGACUUCAGAGACUAGAAGAACUGUUGAUUAUAGGAUGUGAUUCACUAGAAGUGAUAUUUGAAGCUCAAGGACCUGUUGCUAGUUAUUCACAACCUCUGGUAGCCAGUCAGCCAACUUCGGUAGAAACUGAGACCAAGUUGGUACUUCCAAAAUUGACAGAACUGAGGCUUGAAAUGCUACCCAAGCUCAAGGGUUUCUGCCAUUCAAAACAUAUUACUGAAUGCCCAUCUCUGAUGAAAUUGGCGGUGGUUGGAUUCCAGCAGCUAGAGAUAUUUGCUUUAGAAUUUCCAAGCUUCCAAAAUACAACUAGUGAUGAGCAACUUGAGACUCGAGUUCAACAAUCUCUUUUCUGGAUCAACAAGACUACAUUCCCCAAUCUAGAAGAACUGGAACUUGGAAUGAUUGGUAGUCAGAUAUGGCAUGGACAAUAUGCAGGGGACUUUUUUCCCAAACUAAAAAAAUUGGAGCUUAACAACUUGGAUGAGCAAUCAGUUGUUCCUCCUUUCUUCUUCCGGUCACUCCCCACUAUUGAGAAUCUUGCUGUGAGGUAUGCUUCCUUAGAUGAAAUAAUCCAGUGUGAAGGCUCUGGUGGUGAGGGAAGACCUGCAGGUGCACUCACUCAGUUAAGGGAAUUUUUAGUGCCAUCCAUUAUAUCUUUGACGAAUCUGCAGGCUCUAGAAGUUUCAAGAUGUCAUGGACUCAUAAGUUUAAUGAGGUAUUCAACAGCUAAAAGCUUGGUGCAGCUCACAAGAAUGAGCAUAAGUGAUUGUGAUGUGAUAGGAGAAAUUGUGGCAUGCAUUGCUGAUGAAGUGAAGGAUGGCAUUGUCUUCAGGCAGCUCAAGUAUUUGCAACUUAAGGGUCUACCAAAGCUAGCAACCUUCUGCUCAGUGGAAUGCGACUUCGAGUUUCCAUCUUUGGAAGACAUAAUUGUGAUGGACUGUCCUAACAUGCAGUUUUUCUCCAAGGGGGAAUUACUCACACCAAAACUACAGAAAGUAAAAUUGACAGAAGAAGAUGAUGAAGGGCGCUGGGAAGGGGACCUUAACGCCACUCUACAACAGUUGAAAAAGAGUAUUGAUGGCUCUAAUGAAGACUGAACUUAUGCAAACUGGAUUACAUCUAUGUCUCUAAAGAUGUAUGUACAAGAGACUUUCUCUCACGUCCUAAACUAAGUCAAAUGGUUAAUGGCGCAUUCACAAGCUGGAUUUUAAUGCUGUCAAGUUGUCACACCGUCCGGCUCAAAUAAUCACUUCCCUUCCUGAAACUGAACCCUUUUCCCCCCUUAAAUCCACGUUUGAACUCGUAUUAUCUGUGUUUAAUUUCUGUGAGGCUGGCUGGUGUGUGUUUUAUGGUGUGAAGUAAAAAAGAUUGAACUUC